Messenger RNA from Bombina bombina (fire-bellied toad), 2282 nucleotides. RefSeq names its product GDP-mannose 4,6-dehydratase (gene GMDS). Lineage: Eukaryota; Metazoa; Chordata; Amphibia; Anura; Bombinatoridae. Gene Ontology annotation, biological process: GDP-mannose metabolic process. The record is from RefSeq and is a predicted model, not a curated record. The transcript has 11 exons. Bases 847 to 1962 code for a protein of 371 amino acids. Gene Ontology annotation, molecular function: GDP-mannose 4,6-dehydratase activity.
CCAGUUAUUUCUUACCAUUAUCUCUUCCUGUCUGCUAUGCCUUUAUCACUUGUGCAUCUUCUUAUAAUCUAAUCCAUGCCCUGUUUUCUAGUAGAAUUCACAUAGCAUGACAUGUAUCCUAUACAUUAGUAAAAGUAUAUGUAUACAGUAUACCUUUUCUAUAUCUGAAUAAGUAUUUUAUAUAUCCAUACCUAAAUGCCCAACAUCAACUGUGUGUGCCCACAUUUAUACAUGCUGCUGAGUACAGUCUUUGGCAUAUAUAUGUAAUAUGUUGCACUAGUACAUGCUGAUUGAUGCUAAAACUGUAUAUGGGCAUUUGUCUAUAUUCAUAAGCACUAUAUUUAUACACAUCUAUAAUUUCCAACAAGCUCAUGUCAAACCUCUGCUUUUUAUUUGGAUAUAAAUGUAACAUCUGCUGAUCCAAUACAGUAAAUUGUAUGUUCUGAUCUUUUACUGCCUAUGUUUUAAUGUGACAGCACCUGCCUUCCUAUUGCAGUUUAUUUCCUUAUUACCUGUAGAUGUAUACUCCUCCCCUUUGCUUUGUCACUGCUUUGUUGCCUACCUUUUCCCACUCCUUGUCUUUAAUCUCAUUAUUCUGCAACAUCCUGGGUCAUUUUAAGAGAAAGACACACAUUUUUGUAUUGUAGGGCGUUACUGGUUGUAGACAUACAACCUGCCCCACCUACCCUUAAAGAAAUACUCAAGUUACACUUCAUAUACUGAGUUACCUGCAGUUCAACCUGUCAGCUCCUCGCUCCCUCCUCUCACUGAGACCUGCCAGGCUGAUUGCACUGUGCUCACAAAAGCCAUCACCGUUCACUCUUUCAACCAACACAGUGUGCAAAAAUGGCACAAAAGCAGGGCAAUUGCGCAGGAGCCUGCUCAAAAGAUGAGAAUGGUGGAAAGCCCAGGAAAGUGGCUCUCAUCACUGGCAUUACUGGUCAGGAUGGGUCUUACUUGGCUGAAUUUCUUUUGGAAAAAGGCUACGAGGUGCAUGGUAUUGUUCGACGAUCAAGUUCUUUCAACACAGGGAGGAUUGAGCACUUGUACAAGAAUACACACGCUCAUACAGAAGGAAAUAUGAAGUUGCACUAUGGUGACCUUACGGACAGCACGUGCCUAGUUAAAAUAAUCAAUGAAGUGAAGCCUACUGAAGUAUACAAUUUAGGAGCGCAAAGCCACGUCAAAAUUUCCUUUGACCUGGCUGAGUACACUGCUGAUGUUGACGGAGUUGGCACUUUACGUCUUCUUGAUGCCAUAAAAACCUGCGGCCUUAUUGACUCUGUGAAAUUUUAUCAGGCCUCAACCAGUGAAUUGUAUGGAAAAGUUCAGGAAAUCCCACAAAAGGAAACAACACCUUUCUAUCCUAGAUCACCAUAUGGUGCAGCCAAGCUCUAUGCCUACUGGAUUGUGGUGAACUUCAGGGAAGCUUACAACCUUUUUGCUGUUAAUGGAAUCCUUUUCAACCACGAGAGUCCACGAAGAGGGGCAAAUUUUGUAACCCGAAAAAUUAGCCGUUCAGUAGCAAAGAUUCACCUCGGACAGAUGGAGUGUUUCAGCCUUGGAAAUUUGGAUGCCAAACGAGAUUGGGGUCAUGCCAAGGACUACGUUGAGGCAAUGUGGCUGAUGCUGCAAACAGAUGAGCCUGAAGACUUUGUCAUAGCUACUGGGGAGGUCCACAGUGUCCGUGAGUUUGUGGAGAAAGCUUUUAAGCGCAUUGGAAAAACGAUUGUGUGGGAAGGCAAGAAUGAAAAUGAGGUGGGCCGCUGCAGUGAAACCGGCAAAAUCCAUGUGAGAGUCGAUCACAAGUACUACAGACCCACUGAAGUAGAGUUCCUCCAAGGAGACUGCACGAAAGCAGCUGAGAAAUUGGGCUGGAAGUGCAAAGUUACCUUUGAUGAACUUGUAAAGGAGAUGGUAGACGCCGAUGUGGUGCUUAUGAAGGGAAAUCCAAAUGCAUAAAUAUGGAUAGGCGCAAGAGUACAGCCUGCCAGAGUUACUCUGUACCUUUAUCUACAGACAAACACCGCCAAGUCACAACUCCCCCAGAAUUCUAUCCAUUAUCAUAUAUUUCUCCAUUACACCUGAUCUUGCUGCCAUAUGAUUCUCUAAUAUACUGUAUCUUCUACCAUAUGGGAAGAAGUUCAUCUAGUUCCUGCUAUCCCUAUUAAUCAUUUUAUCAAGACAUAUGUUUAAGAAUUUCUAUAAUUAUUGAUUUGUGUGUCAUUUUGUAGGCAGUUCAUGUGCUAUCUUUUUUCUUAUUAAAAUCGCAUUUCUAUGAA